AUGGCGGCACCGGUGAUUUCAGAUGACAAGAAAGACCCUCUUCCGGGUACCAACACAGAUGACUUCCCGCCGGAUACUGGCAUCUCGGAACUCAUCAACGCCUCUGGUCACGUACAAGAGCUCGAAAGGAACUUCAAUCUCCUCUCUGCCGCCGGUGUUGGUCUCGUCGUCGGAAAUGUAUGGCCAGCUGUGGGAGGAUCAAUCCUGCUUGCCAUCUUUAAUGGCGGUCCACCUGGGGUCAUCUACGAGUUUAUCGCGGUUUCCGUCUUCUAUUGGAUAAUCGCAGCCAGUCUGGCUGAGUUGGCCUCGGCCAUUCCUUCCAGCGCCGGAGUGUACCACUGGGCCUCGGUGACCCCGGGUAAGAGUUGGGGUCGCAUUAUUGGCUUCUAUGCUGGAUAUUGGAAUUGGUUGGCGUGGGUAUUUGGGGCAGCAUCGAUGAGUUCCAUUCUUGCAAACACCUUUGUGCAGAUGUAUGCCGUGGAACACCCAGAUCUGGUAGUGCAGCGCUGGCACGUCUUCGUCACUUACCUGAUCGUGACCUGGCUUGGCUGCCUGUCUGUCUGUUUCUUCAAUCGGGCGAUGCCUUACCUUAAUACCGUCGGCAUCAUUCUCAUCUUGGUGGGGCUCUUGGUGACGGUAAUUGUUGUUGCCGCCAUACCCGGCUCGGGCAAUCACCCCCCGCAUGCUUCCUCCAGCUUCGUCUGGUCCGAAUGGAGCGCGGAUAUAGGAUAUCCAAAUGGAUUUGUCUUCGUUGCCGGAAUGCUCAAUGGAGCGUACUCAGUCGGUACGCCCGAUGCUGUCAGCCACAUUGCUGAAGAGGUUCCAAAUCCUGGCAAGAAUAUUCCGAUCGCCAUUGGACUGCAAAUGGGCAUAGGUUUCAUCACAGGGCUGGUCUAUAUCAUCGCCAUUAUGUACGCCAUCAGCGACUACGAUGCGCUCUUCGAUGCAGGUUUUCCGCUUGCGGAGAUAUAUCGUCAGGCCACAGGCUCAGCUGGUGGUGCUAUUGGCUUGCUGAUCCCCUUCCUCUUGUGUAUAACGACAUGCCUUGUGGGCGUAUACAUCACGGCGGGCCGAACACUGUGGACUUUAGGGCGAGACGAGGCGACUCCGUUCCACAAAUACGUCGGCAAGGUCUCACCUAGAUUUGGAAUGCCAUUGGUUGCGACGCUGAGUUGCGGCUGUCUUGUAACCGUUCUUGGAUGCAUUUAUGUCGGGAGUGCCACGGCCUUCAAUGCGUUCGUUGGCUCAUUCGUACUGAUGUCUUCCGCAAGUUAUAUCGCCGCAAUCCUCCCUCACCUCUUGACCCGCCGCAAAAACAUUGUAUUUGGGCCAUUCACCUUGGGCAAAUUCGGCGUGGUUCUGAAUUCUAUUGCCUGCGGAUAUAUGAUCGUCUGGUUCGUCAUCUACUGUUUCCCAUUCGGUCUUCCGACGAACGCCGAGAACAUGAACUACGCAUGCCUAAUUUGGGGCGGAUUGACCGUCUUUGUGACGGUCUGGUGGUUGAUCGGCGCGAGAAAGGGAUACGUCGGACCUAAGCUGGCUGGCGGCAUCGACUCUCCAGUUGAGCAUAUGAGAAAGCCAAGUGUAGAGAAGCGUGCUUCGGUAUAG
Molecule: messenger RNA, 1608 nt
Organism: Cladophialophora yegresii CBS 114405
Lineage: Eukaryota; Fungi; Ascomycota; Eurotiomycetes; Chaetothyriales; Herpotrichiellaceae
Exons: 12
Coding region: 1-1608 (535 amino acids)
Biological process (GO): transmembrane transport; amino acid transport
Cellular component (GO): membrane
Molecular function (GO): transmembrane transporter activity
Source: RefSeq, a predicted model, not a curated record